Suillus paluster is the source of this 3131-nucleotide messenger RNA. RefSeq lists its product as uncharacterized. Lineage: Eukaryota; Fungi; Basidiomycota; Agaricomycetes; Boletales; Suillaceae. The transcript is spliced from 7 exons. Bases 129 to 2951 code for a protein of 940 amino acids. The record is from RefSeq and is a predicted model, not a curated record. Gene Ontology annotation, molecular function: protein binding; phosphoric diester hydrolase activity. Gene Ontology annotation, biological process: lipid metabolic process.
GCAUGGAAUUCAGGGAGUCGAGGUUUCAGUAGCUACUUCUUCAAGUCCGAAUCCCCUCUGCUGACAACCAUCAUGGUCUGAAACUACCACUUUGUUAGAGUCCCUUUCUUGAAAGAUAACUGACCGUCAUGAAGUUCGGCAAACAAAUCCAAGCAGAACAGGUCCCAGGAUGGUCUGCAUACUAUCUGGACUACAAAUUCCUUAAGAAGAUCAUUUCGUCGCUUGCUGCUAAUCGACCCGCGUCCGAAGCUGCUGCAUUAGCCCUUGGCAUCCGCCCCGCCGAUAUCUUGAAUCUUAUUGCGCCGAGUAGUACCCCGGCACUCCCGGUGUCACCCCAACGAGACACCUCAAAUCCCACUGAAUCGAUAACGCAAGAUGAGCCGGAGGAACCGCCCAUAUUGUCUGCCCUUCAACAGGAUGACGAUCGUGGUUCUGACUUCCAGGCCCACAAGGCUGCCUUCUUCUUCAAGUUAGAGCGUGAACUGGAGAAGAUCAAUACGUUCUACCUGCAGAAAGAAGCAGAGCUGAAGCUCCGGUUGGAGACGCUACUCUCCAAAAGGCGUGCCGCAGCAAUUCGUGGACUCCCUGAUACGUCUGAGGAAACCACGGUGAACCAUGUCGAGUGGAGCGCUGUCGAAGAGGGCUUCCGCCUCCUUGAAAGGGAUCUUGGAAAGCUCCAGCAAUUCAUCGAAAUGAACGCAACAGGGUUCAGGAAGAUAUUGAAGAAAUGGGAUAAGAGGUCACGGUCAACAACGAAGGAGCUCUACCUCGCGAGGCAGGUUGAAGUUCAACCGGUGUUCAAUAGGCAGCUUAUAUCAGAGCUGUCUGAUACUGUAGCAUCCUGCCUCCUAGAUAUCACGGACCUUACUGCUGGCCUGAAGCUUGAAGGUCCGGCUGCCCAUGAUGUCGUGAGCUUCAUCGAGAAAAACAUGUACGCAGGACCCUUCCGCGAUUUUGAGUAUGAUUUGCGAAAAGCCGUGGAGAACUCGGAUGAAGCAUCUAUCAAGGAUCUUGUUCACCGCUCAGAUCUUCUUGGUUUACAGAAUGGAGGCAGAAUCAAUGUCACCCGCGUACUGUGGAGGGUUAUCGUCGAUGCACCACCCGAGUUAGCGGAUUUGGUACUUGCCAGUAUCACAGUCCCGUUCGACUUCGACUUCGUCGACGAUAUCAAUGGGCGUACGUGCAUCCACGAGGCAGCUGCCGCGGGGGCUCUUCGCCUCGUUAAUAUGUGCUUGGAGAAGUCAUCACAACCAGAGAAGCUUGAUGUUUAUGGUCGGUCCGCUCUCCAUUAUGCGGCGAUGCGUGGGUAUGCGCGCGUCUGCAAGCGGCUUUUGGAAGCUUCCCUACCUCCACACGUUCUCGAUGUGGACAACUGCAGUCCUCUUGUCUACGCCACCUUGCGAGGAAGCCCGGACUGUGUACAAGUGCUGCUAUGCGACGAGUGCAUCUCGCCGUCAUUCAGUGCGCCGAACGAUAAUCUAGUUCCGCUGGCUUUGGCCAGUGAGCAUGGACAUUUGGAAAUCGUGUCUCUUCUUCUGGACAAAGGGGCGUGUUGCACGCCUAAUAGCAAUGGCGAAUACCCUGUACAUCUUGCCGCGCGGGAGGGUCAUGCCGAAGUUGUAGAGCUUCUCCUGAGCCAUGGAGGUUGUGAUACUCCAGACAAGUACCACGAAUGGACUCCCCUCUUUCACGCCGCGCGCAAUGGUCGUGCAUCUUGCAUUCGAAUUCUUUUGGAGGCCGGUGUCCGAAUGGACUUAACGGAUGAAGUGGGACGUCAAGCGGUUCAUUAUGCAGCCUGGUAUGGGCAUCGAGAAUCCGUGGAAAUCCUCAUCGAAGCUGCGGCCAAGGUACCACACGCCACCGAAACCCUUGGCCUUGGCCCCAAGUCUCCCCUGACUAAUGCAGAAAUGCAAGUUGAUUCCGAGUUUGAUCAAAUUCCUUCUUUAUCACUUCCUCCUCCGAUCAUGCCGCAUCGCGUAUAUGGGCAUAAUUAUUUGGACAGGAAUUAUCUUGUCGAAAUUACUGUCAACAAUAACCCCUUCAAAGGCCCAGGUGUAACACUCCAUCCUCGUCUGACCAGCUCUAUCAUUGCGCCGAAUUUGUCCCUUCCAUCUUCAAAACCCCUGAAAAUGGUAAUUACCGCUGGCCCUGGUGUCAAUGCUGCUCCGUACAGUAUUCUAUUGCCUCAAAUGGAAGACUGCGAUGUGUUUGUCUUCCAAUCCCCGUCGUUGAAAGGAUUGAGCUUGGAAUUCUCAAUAUACCCUAAUUUCGGAACCAAAACGAUUGGCCGUGCGAUUGCUCAUCCAUCCGUUUUCCAAGGCAGUGACAACGUAUCAGCUGUGACGCUUCCUAUCCUUGACACUCGUCUUCAUAGUAUCGGAGAAGUUACUGUCUCAAUCAAUGUCAUAACACCAUUCCAAGGUGUCACAUUGGAAGUGGGUGGGGCGGUGGAAACCUACUGGAAAUCAAUGGCGCUACCUAGAAGCACGCCUUCCAAUUCGCAGACAUCCUUGCCGUGGCAGCAAUCUCCUAGGUCACUGGAUUCUACAUAUACGUCACCCUCGAUACAUUCCAACGCCGCCUCCCCGCUGCACACAUUAACCCUGUCAUCUUUAAUUGGGAAUCAUGUACAUAUCAUCGUGCAAGUGACGCGCGACCUGCACCCUGUGAUAUUCGGUGACUAUCUCCUCCCGGAAUCCUCUUUUGACCUUGUUGUUUCCGAUGUCACUCUGGAACAAUUCCAGGCUUUGGCAAGUCGUUUGGAGCGCGAUGAUAAAUCGCUCAGAAAAGUAGUAUCUGCGCAAGAAUGGUCCAGAUUGGCGCACUGUAUGGUUACUCUAGCAGAUGUCAUGCAGGUUCUUCCAACGCACCUCGGUCUUACGUUAGAAUUGGCUUUGCCUGUCAGGCAUCGAGAUCCGCGGUUCCAUCAGAUGCCAAGUGGACCUCAAUGAAGCUGUCGAUUGCGUGCUGCGCACGAUCCGACAAACUUCUUCGGCUUUGGGCGGAGCGUUCGCUCGUCGCCGAAUUGCGUUCACUUCAUUUUCGCCACAAGUCUGUGUAGCACUGAAUUGGAAACAACCAAACUGUCAGUGCUUCUUUGACUCGGAUCGUGGAGCCAGAUCUUAUUAUUA